AUGGGAUGCUGCGCCACGGUCCGCAGGGCCAUCACAGGCCGUAUCCCCGACAGCCUGAGAAACUGUGUCAACAAGGAGUUCUUUGUCACCACAGCGCCCUGGGCAGUAAUUGACCAGCAAGUACAUCCUGAGCUCAACGGAGCCCCCUACAGGUACCCGCCCGGCCUGGUGGGCGUGGCUCCGGGAGGGAUCCCCGGGACGAUGGAAGGUAUGGUGCCGGGAGGACUGCCCAUCGCCCAUACCCUGCCCUCUGGCACACACCCGUCCCAGGCUCCAUCGCCCAACCAGCCCUCUAAACACAGCGACACCAGAGAGCACCUAACCGAGCAAUAGCACUAAACCAGGGGCCGUUCCCACAGCAAGGCGGGACCAGAGACAGUGAAAUCUCCUGCUGAGAGACACUGCACGUUCCACAGAUUUCUACUAUUUCAUAUCGGUUCCUUUUCGAUAUAUAUAUAUUUUUUUGCCCUCGCCCCGAGGGUACUGCAUUUGGUUCCGUAUGUCUGUAUGUAUGUCCGUCUGUCUCCAUCUGGAUCCAUCAAAGGGACGCAGUAACAUGGUUUCACCACAAGAGGUCAUGUCAAUGGUACAAGGGUCAUAAGUAUAUACUUGUUCUUUUAAGAUGCAUUAUUAUUUUUAUUUUUUAUUACUUUUUUGGGGAAAUGCCUGUCAAUACCAUGCAGUUGGGGCAGGCUGCUAUAUGAGCCAUGCUCCACCUUCUCCCCACCUUGUAGGAGUGAGUGUGUGUUUCCUUAUGUACCAACCAGAGAGCUCUGCAGAACAAGAAAAUCACCUGUUACUGACUUUGCCCCACCUCUACAAUCUUAAGCCCCGCCCCUAACUUGGAGCCCCUGACCCUCUCAUCAUGUUUUAUUUUUUCCAGUAAAUGUGUCUUUCACAUCUGUUAUUCCGCUUUUUAUCCCAAAAACAACUAUUUGUAUUUUGUUUUUCAAUGUGAAAAAUAUGAAAAAAAAGUUAUAAAAAAUAUAUUUAUCAGACAACAGGAGAAGGAAGUAAAGGGGCAAUCUAUGGCAUGAACUUUGACCCUUUCCUUGUCCAUGGAGCUCAGUGUGUAGUUCUAUGAAUGUACAUUCAUCACAGCAGGUGGGGUUAAGGGUGGAGAUUUCCCAUCCCCCAAGACAGAAUGAUUUAUUUUCAUCAGAUUCCUCCACCCACAAAUGUCUAACUCUGAUAUCUCAAAUAUCCUAUAAUGUCAAGAGGUGUGUGCUCUCUGAAUAUUGACAGAUUUCUGUGGUCAGUGUUUGGUAUUCUCAUGCAUUCAGUGUUUAGGUUUGUACAGAAAUUGAUGUACCAAGUGACUGUUGGAAUUAUUUCAGUUUUUGGAAGUAUCAGCCUUUUUAAAGGUGCUUUCACUAAAUUUCCAAAUAUCUGAAUUUAAUAUUUUUUGGAUGGCCCCAGUUUCUUUUUAAGAUACAUGUGGGCAUGACUCUUUCUUCAGAGACUGAGAGUCACAGAGGUUUUUAAAUGGUUCUUCACUGAAAAUACCAUUACAACUGUCUGGGCAGGAAAGGGUUAAAUUAAAGUUCAUUUCUAAACUGACUCAGGAAAACACAUUUUGCAGAUUUGUUUUUUUUUUUUUUGCUUCAAAAUAUUGUCUGAGAAAGAAAAGGAAAAAAAAAGUUUGGAUAUUUUCUCUUCUACCACAUCCUGUUCCUCCAUUGUGGUAUUUUUAUAAAAAAUAAACAUCCUAUGUUUCUGGUGUUUAAAGUUUUGCAGUUCUGCUAGAUUUGUAUUGCUUAAACUGUUCUUAUAACAUUGUCUCAUGUGAACCACCCCUUUUUUGUUGUUGUUCUAAAUGAAAGCCCAUUGGAGCUCUUGGAGGGCGCUGUGUACUCUCUGAGCAAUAGCAUAAUACUUCUAGUGUCCCAACAAUAGUGCGAGGAGACCGUCGGCAGUAUGUUUGGUUUUUAGUGUGAGUAUUUGUAUUUGUUUCUUGUACAAGGUGAACAUUUAGCAUUCAGUGCAGUUCAAAUAAAAAUACACUUCUUAAAUUGUA
Anguilla rostrata (American eel) is the source of this 2017-nucleotide messenger RNA. RefSeq names its product C-terminal-binding protein 2-like. Gene Ontology annotation, cellular component: nucleus. The transcript is spliced from 4 exons. Gene Ontology annotation, molecular function: transcription coregulator binding; transcription corepressor activity; transcription coactivator activity. Bases 1 to 333 code for a protein of 110 amino acids. Gene Ontology annotation, biological process: regulation of transcription by RNA polymerase II. NCBI's taxonomy places the organism in Eukaryota, Metazoa, Chordata, Actinopteri, Anguilliformes, Anguillidae. The record is from RefSeq and is a predicted model, not a curated record.